Perca flavescens (yellow perch) is the source of this 867-nucleotide messenger RNA. RefSeq names its product claudin 7a (gene cldn7a). Bases 1 to 642 code for a protein of 213 amino acids. NCBI's taxonomy places the organism in Eukaryota, Metazoa, Chordata, Actinopteri, Perciformes, Percidae. Gene Ontology annotation, molecular function: structural molecule activity. The record is from RefSeq and is a predicted model, not a curated record. Gene Ontology annotation, cellular component: membrane; bicellular tight junction. The transcript has 4 exons.
AUGGCCAACUCUGGUGUUCAGCUGCUGGGCUUUUUCCUGUCCUUAAUUGGCAUCGUCGGACUGAUCAUCGGGACGAUCCUGCCCCAGUGGAAGAUGUCCGCGUACAUCGGGGACAACAUCAUCACAGCGGUGGCCAUGUACCAGGGGCUGUGGAUGUCAUGCGCCUUCCAAAGUACCGGACAGCUCCAGUGUAAGAUCUACGACUCCAUUCUGCAGCUCGACAGUUCGCUCCAGGCCACUCGUGCCUUGAUGAUAGUUGGCAUCAUUGUGUCCGUCGCAGGCCUGGGUGUGGCCUGUAUGGGAAUGAAGUGCACCACCUGUGGAGGGAGCGAAAAAGUGCGCAAGUCCCGCAUCGCCAUGACAGGAGGCAUCAUCCUACUCGUGGGAGGGCUGUGUGCCAUCGUAGCGUGCUCCUGGUUCGCUCAUAAUGUGAUCCGGGCUUUCUAUAAUCCCUACACUCCAGUCAACACCAAGUUUGAGUUCGGCGCCGCCAUCUUCAUCGCCUGGGGCGGCUCCCUCCUAGACGUCCUGGGCGGGGCCAUGUUGGCCGCAUCCUGUCCACGAAAGAAACAGGCGUCUAAGUACCCGUCCAUGGGCACUACCCGCUCUGGUCCGCCGAGCAGCACUAAAGAAUAUGUCUGAGAGCGCCCCCUACAGCUUUGGACUCCAACAGAAGCUUAGCCCCCCCGCGCCCCCAUUCCCCAUCCCUCCUCUCAUUUUUGCAGCGAAGAGUAAAACUGAAUGUGUAUACGGGAAGUUGUGAAUCAUAGAGGCAAAGAAUUACUGAAAUGGGACUUUCUUUUCUUUCUUUUUUUCGUCAGGCAGACCUUCGAUAACCCCUCGAUUAUCACGCAGCACUCUCAAUUG